ACUAUAUCUCCCUGUGAAAAAUCAUAAUAAAAUUCCAUCAAAAUUCAUUAGUAAAUAUAUUCCUCGUGUUACUGGUCACAACGGUCGUAUGAACACAAAAGAGGAGAUCAUACAAGACUAGAACAACAGCUAUAGCCUUGCGCUGUAGUCGUAAAAUCAAAUAUGUCGAGUAUCGAAUAUGUCACAUAAUGAAUAACAAAACCCUGGCCUAUGUAAAAACCGUACCGCGGCGAGUGAGUGUAAACUGUGUCAGUGUGUGGUGUAGAGUGCACUGCUAAUGCAAUGGCAAUGCGUGGUAUCGACCGCGGCGUGACAUCAACAAAGCGGUCAUUUCUAAAAUCUUCGGUGUCUUGGGGUUGGAGGAAUAUACCGGUAACUAGAGGAAUGCACGUCACUGCUGUAGCAAGAGACAAUACAAGCUCGAACGAAUGGCUGAUAAGACAGAGUCGAGACCCCUACGUGAAAAUGGCAAAGACAAAACAUUAUCGUGCACGCAGUGCUUUCAAACUCAUUGAGAUUGAUGACAAGUACAGGUUUCUUAAACCUGGUAGUGUCGUUGUGGACUGUGGUGCAUCACCAGGAGCAUGGACGCAAGUGGCUGUUCAGCGAGUCAACGCUGAUUCAAGAGACAAAACCAACAAGGUUGGCCGGGUGAUAUCCAUCGACCUGUUGCCGAUUCACCCCAUAGAGGGCGCCACGAUGCUCGAGAAGUGCGACCUGACGAGUUCGGAAACCCAGCGGAAGGUCGAAGCGCUGCUAGGUGGCGCCGGCGUAGACGCGCUGAUCAGCGACAUGUCGCCGAACGCUACGGGGAUGCAGCAGUUGGACCACGAGCUGAUUGUGCGGUUGUGCUACCACGCGCUCGCGUUUGCUCACCGCGUGCUCGCGCCGCGCGGGGUCCUGCUCUGUAAGUCGUUCGACGGCGGCGACAGCCAGCGACUGCUGCGCGAUCUUCGCAAACUAUUCGACGUCGUGAAGACGGUGAAGCCGCGUGCGAGCCGGAGCGACUCCGUCGAGUCAUUCUGCUUCGCGGGCGGAUUCAAGGGCCGAGCAAAGACGGGUGUGUCCUGAUACUCGCCGCGUCUCUGACACUCGAGGCUGCACUGAUGUUGAGGUUUCCACUGGCGUGCAGAGUAGGUUUGAAACUGGGAGUCUGAGAGAUGAGAUCUGGCAGGAGUUUGAACAUUCGCGUGUCCUGACGUCUUUUUCUUUUGAAUGAGAGCAUUGUAUGUCGUGACUUUUAUUCGUACAUUAAUUUGCGAGUUUUUCUAACGAUGUAUUCCAAGAUGUUCAACAGUAAUAGUCGAGGUUGAAUGAUGGACAAAUAUGUUGUACAAGACACAGAAUGUACAUACGAUUUACGAUAGCAUAAAAAGAAUGCAAACGUCGUGCCAAAUCAAGUUAACAAGUUUUAUUUUAUAAAACAAUAAUAAUAAUAGUAAUAAUAAUAAUAAUAUACCCAGUGGAAAGUAUGUCACGAGCUUGAUCAUCUACACAUUUACCAGACCUGUAUGUCUUCUCGAGCUUUGGUCGCCGAUGGUAAGGUGCACAGGAAGUAUUUAUGUACAUGCACAGAAGAAGUGCUUCAGUGCUUGUGGCAUACACACAGAAAGUGCUUUCGGGGUAAUGUUUAAGGGAGCCACGAUUAUUCACAAGAAUAGUUUGAGAACAGUUGGAGUAUUUACUGAAAUUAGACCACUGGCAGAAAAUGCAACUUAAUUUUGGAUUGGCAUUGCUGUAGACCCAAGAUGGCUGCCAGCAUUCAUAAACAUUCAAGUAUCAAAUUA
This is a messenger RNA of Priapulus caudatus, 1787 nucleotides long. Its product is annotated as rRNA methyltransferase 2, mitochondrial-like. The coding region runs from base 283 to 1071 and encodes 262 amino acids. The record is from RefSeq and is a predicted model, not a curated record. NCBI's taxonomy places the organism in Eukaryota, Metazoa, Priapulida, Priapulimorpha, Priapulimorphida, Priapulidae. Gene Ontology annotation, molecular function: rRNA (uridine-2'-O-ribose)-methyltransferase activity. Gene Ontology annotation, biological process: RNA methylation. Gene Ontology annotation, cellular component: mitochondrion. The transcript is spliced from 5 exons.